CCGUGGGGCCGUGGGGCCGUCCCUCCCUCCGUCCGCCGGUCCCACUGCCGAUCCCUCCGCCGGUCCCGUCCCGCGCCAUGAGCUCCACGCAGUUCAACAAGGGCCCGUCCUACGGGCUCUCGGCCGAGGUCAAGAACCGGCUCCUGUCCAAAUACGACCCCCAGAAGGAAGCCGAACUCCGAAGCUGGAUAGAGGGGCUCACGGGCCUCUCCAUUGGCCCCGACUUCCAGAAGGGUCUGAAAGAUGGGGUCAUCCUAUGCACACUCAUGAACAAGUUGCAGCCAGGCUCCGUUCCCAAAAUCAACCGCUCUAUGCAGAACUGGCACCAGCUAGAAAACCUCUCCAACUUCAUCAAGGGCAUGGUCAGCUACGGCAUGAACCCCGUGGACCUGUUUGAAGCCAACGACCUGUUCGAGAGCGGGAACAUGACUCAGGUUCAAGUGUCUCUGCUGGCGCUGGCCGGAAAGGCCAAGACCAAAGGACUGCAGAGUGGGGUGGACAUCGGGGUCAAAUAUUCGGAGAAACAGGAGAGAAACUUUGACGACGCCACCAUGAAGGCCGGCCAGUGCGUCAUUGGGCUGCAGAUGGGCACCAACAAGUGUGCCAGCCAGUCCGGCAUGACAGCCUACGGGACCAGAAGGCAUCUCUAUGACCCCAAGAACCACAUCCUGCCUCCCAUGGACCACUGCACCAUCAGCCUCCAGAUGGGUACCAACAAGUGUGCCAGCCAGGUGGGCAUGACGGCCCCAGGGACACGGAGACACAUCUACGACACCAAGCUGGGCACCGACAAGUGCGACAACUCUUCCAUGUCCCUGCAGAUGGGCUACACGCAGGGCGCCAACCAGAGCGGCCAGGUCUUCGGACUGGGCCGGCAGAUAUAUGACCCCAAGUAUUGCCCACAGGGCUCUGCGGCUGAUGGGGCUCCUGCGGGGGGUGACGGCCAAGGCGAGGCCCCUGAGUACCUGGCCUACUGCCAGGAGGAAACCGGCUACUGAACACCCAGGGUGCCCGUUCCCCGUCCACACCCCGGUGUGGGUUUGGGGGCUUUCAUUGUGUUUUGAAACUGGUCAUCUCUUUGUAUCUCUCUCUGGCCUGGAACUCACUGCAAUCCUCCUGCCUCAGCUUCCCGAGGGAGGGCUGGGAUGGCAGGUCAGUGCUAUCUAUGCUCCUUCCUCACCCACCGUACUCUGCUUCCUUCCCCAGGUGUCCUUGGUGGGACAGAGAGCCUGUGCAUUUCCCAGUGGGCUGUGGGAGAGGCUGGGCCCAAAGAGCCUCCGGUUCUUUCAUCUCUUUCAUAUCAGUUUGUGGUUUGUGAGCCCACGGAAAUUGCAGAAAGUUUCAAUGGAAGAAAAACAUGGGGUUUUGUGGGGGUUUUCACCCAAAAGUAUUGGGGUACACUGGGCUUUAAGAUACUGCAGGUAUUCCCGAGGGACUAAAUUUGCUUUCCCAAGACUGUCAGACUUUACCCUCCUGUGCCCAGUGGGGAAACUGAGGCAAAACAGAUGUGACCCCAACACCUGCAGCCCUCCCUCACUCCUCUGGAUUUUGAAGGUCUCAGUUCCCCAUGCGUCCCUUCACAGGCCCGAUUAGCUGUGCUAGGGCCUCAGCCUCCAAAAGUGCUGCACGUGACCCACAGCGGGCCCCUGUGCUGCCGGAUAAUGUGAAAUUCCCCGUGUGGACCAAAAAAAUAAAAAAUAAAAACAACAAAAACCUCC
This is a messenger RNA of Apodemus sylvaticus (European woodmouse), 1718 nucleotides long. It is a transcript of the gene Cnn2, whose product is annotated as calponin 2. Gene Ontology annotation, biological process: actomyosin structure organization. Lineage: Eukaryota; Metazoa; Chordata; Mammalia; Rodentia; Muridae. The transcript is spliced from 6 exons. The coding region runs from base 78 to 998 and encodes 306 amino acids. The record is from RefSeq and is a predicted model, not a curated record. Gene Ontology annotation, molecular function: actin binding.